AUGGUCGCGCAAAGGUGGGCUGACACCGGUCUUCCCCCCAACUGGGAAGUGCGCCACUCCAACUCCAAGGGCCUGCCCUACUACUUCAACGCCGCCGACAUGGUGUCGCGGUGGGAGCCCCCCGCCGGCACCGACAGCGACAAGCUCAAGCACUAUAUGGCCACCCACCACAGCGCCGGUCAGCGGCCCGGCGCCGUCCCGGGCGUCCCGGAGGGUAAGAUUCGCGCUGCUCACCUGCUCGUCAAGCACCGCGACAGCAGGCGGCCCAGCAGCUGGAGAGAGGCUGAUAUUACCCGCUCCAAAGACGAGGCCAUGGACAUCAUUAAAGCUCAUGAGCAAAAGAUUCGUUCUGGCGCAGUCACCCUCGGCGACCUAGCGCCGACCGAGUCGGACUGCUCCUCGGCGCGCAAGCGCGGCGAUCUCGGCUACUUCGGUCGCGGCGAGAUGCAAAAGGAGUUUGAGGAUGCCUCGUUUGCUCUCAAGCCCGGCGAGAUGAGCUCUAUUGUCGAGACGGCCAGCGGGUUGCACUUGAUUGAAAGACUCGAGUAA
Messenger RNA from Beauveria bassiana ARSEF 2860, 549 nucleotides. Its product is annotated as ppic-type ppiase domain-containing protein. The transcript has 4 exons. Gene Ontology annotation, cellular component: cytosol; nucleus. Bases 1 to 549 code for a protein of 182 amino acids. NCBI's taxonomy places the organism in Eukaryota, Fungi, Ascomycota, Sordariomycetes, Hypocreales, Cordycipitaceae. Gene Ontology annotation, molecular function: protein binding; peptidyl-prolyl cis-trans isomerase activity. The record is from RefSeq and is a predicted model, not a curated record.